UUUUUAAUUUUGUUUAUAUAGAAACACAUAUUGAAACAUUAUAUAACACAAUAUAUUAUGAAACACAAUAUAGAAACAUUAUUGUAUGAAUGUAAUUCGUUGCGGAGAAAUUUUGCAUAAGAUUCUAUUGGAGGUCACUUAAUUUUUUUUCACUCUCCGAUUUAUUUUUUCUUUUCUUUCAUUUUUCAAAUCAAUCUAACCCUUUACAGUUGCGGUUUAGAAUUAAUUUAAGCGUAAUUUACCAUAAACGUCCUUCUUGACAGCUAAUGCCCAUUUAAACUCAUUAAUGAAAGGUUACACAAUUAAUUUAUUUAUCUGUUUAUUUUCUUAUUUCUGGCUUUCUCCACAUUUAUUGUAUAGAAUAGUUUAACAAAUGAUAUUAUACAUGCGUACACUCUUGAAACUGUACAAUUUUUUUUCUUCAAAAAUUCAUUUUAAAAAAUAUUUUUGGUUGGUAAUUUUUAAAGUACAUAAAUUCACGGCAUGGAGGAAAAGAAAGGCGAAAUAAAAAAACAAACAAAACAAUCUGAUUAAAACCAGACCCUGAGAUCCGCUCACUUAGAUCGCUACACUGGUUUUAAUCAGAUUGAAAAAAGCCAAAAACAAAAUUCAACAACCCCCCCCCCCCCCCCCCCCCCGACGAAAACGCAAGGCAAUCGAAUAGAGAAUUAAUACGUAAGAUAUAGGCCUACAUAGUUUUUCUAAUCCUAUAUCUGAUAUUCAUCAUGUUUCUAAUCAUCCUCUGCAUAACACACGGCUCAACUGAAAUUUUGUGGCCGAAAUUUUGUUUAAUUUCAGUUAAAAACUUGUUAUUGACUAUCAAUUUCGAUGAAAUAAAAAGCACUAAUCUUAGAAGUAUUCACAGUAUCAUUUAAUAAUUUCAAAAUAAUUAGCCUAUAUAAUAAUAUUUUGUAAAGAUAUGACAAUUUCAACACGAAGUUCAAUUUGAGAGUACUUUCUCUAUAUAUAAGUAUGUGUUAUUUUGGGAUUUGAAAAAAAAUUUAAAAUUAUGAAUAAAAUGUUAAGAAUAUAACAGCUAGCCUACAUUUGAUAUUUCUAAACAAAAUGGUUUUUAUUUCAUCCACAUAGAGAGAAAAUUGGCUCCAAGGGAAGAUUUUGAAAAAAGAUAGAUUUACAUGAAAUAGCCUAUAUAUAAUAAUAAUAUUACCAUAUUUAUAUAGCACCCUUUUCAUACACUGUGUACCUCAAAGGUGCUUUACAAUGCAUAUAUACCUUACAAGAGAAUGUUAUACACAUAAUACAUAGAAAAUAAAUAAAACAUUAAAAGCUGUACCUAUCCUCAUUGUAAAUAUGAAACAUGAAAACACAAGAUACCAUAAAUAUGCUAGAUAAGAAUAAACAUCAGUUUCAGGGCGUAUUAAAAUAAUAAUGAAAUACACACACGCACACACACCAUAUAAUGUCUCAGGUAUAAUACAUUAAAACAUACAAUUCCCUUUUUUUUUUUUCUUUUUUUUUUUCUUUCCUUUUUUUUAUAUAGAGAAAAAAAUUUCCUUGGCCUUGGGAACUUACUUCUACUGUAUAUUUAAAGAAAUUAUUUGAUUAAAAUAAACACGAUUAAAGUAUUUGAAUAUCUCAAUGUGAAAUGAAACAAUGUUAUUUUUUCAAAGACUUUCGGAGCUGAUUAACAUUGAGAUACUGGUACGUGUAUUUACGUUUCUCUUACGUACCCAUGAAUCCUGAAUCCGCCCAUAAGUAUUUAGACUGCUGUUUGUGGUCUGAUUGUCUGAUGAAUAUUCAUGAGGAAAUGAUAGGCUCAGCAAAUAUACUCUUACAUAUUGAAACUUUCAUUUUACAUAAAUAUAGUGCUAUUCUUUCUGACUAAAAAAGUCAAUUUUGAGUUUUGAAUUUUCUCUGAUGUACAGGAAACAAUACUUUUAUACAUUUUAAAAUAUAGUUUGAGUUAGAGUUUCUAGAUCACCAUUUACUCGCGCCAGGUCACAGGAGAGGUUGUCUGACGUCACAUAUACUGUGUAUCGUGCGAGGUUGGCAGAUACACAUUCAGUAGUGUUUUUCUUUUGACUAAACGGGGAGGGUUACACAGUUUGUUCCAUGAUGAAGAACUCGUUCAACUUUCCACUAAUACUUCUUCAUACGUUAAUAUGGCUAGGACACUUUGAGUAUUCCAAUACAGCGGAAACUGAGCCACCCCUUGUGUGCGAAGAAAACCAGUUCAAAUGCAUGAGGCGAUGUAUCCCAAUGAGUUGGAGAUGUGACGGAGACUACGAUUGUAUAGAUGAGGAUGAUAAAACAGAUGAAGCAAAUUGUCCUUCCAAGACAUGCCCAGAGGAUGAAUUUGCAUGUAGAUCCGGUAACUGUGUUCCAAUGAGGUGGACAUGUGACAAUGAAACAGACUGUCUUGAUGGAUCUGAUGAAACUGACAUAUGUAAAAACAAAUCUUGCACCAGUGAACAAUUUAGUUGUGGUAAUGGGGAAUGUAUCCCAAUCAGCUGGCGCUGUGAUGGUUCUCCAGACUGUGCUAAUGGUCAUGAUGAAACCUGUGAUGCCCCAACCUGUGCAAGUGAUGAAUUCAGAUGUGACAACAACAAGUGUGUCAACAACAAAUGGAGAUGUGAUAUGGAUGAUGACUGUGGUGAUAAUAGUGAUGAAAAAGCAUGUCCUGAUGUGACUUGCACUGCCGAUGAGUUCCAGUGUUCAGACAAGCAGUGUAUUGAUAAAUUGUGGCAGUGUGAUGGUGAUGCCGAUUGUAAUGACCAGAGCGAUGAAACCAACUGCACAACCAAAAAUGUUACUAUUUGUACCUUGGAUACAGAAUGGGAAUGUCUCGCUGGUGAACAGUGUAUCCACAAUUCCUGGAAAUGUGACGGGGAUGAAGAUUGUUUGGAUGGGUCAGAUGAGUUGCACUGUACAACCACCUGUCGACCUGAUCAAUUCAAAUGCAAUAACAGUGACUGCAUCUACCACACCUUGAAGUGUGACGGUUACAUUGACUGCAUGGAUGGAUCAGACGAAUCAAAUUGUCCUGCACAACAAAGUAAAUGUCCUAGUGAUAAGUUUGACUGCUACAAAAAUGGAUCCUUAUGUAUUGAGGCCACCAAGCUUUGUGACAGCAGAAAGGACUGUGCUAACUUCGCUGAUGAGGAUAAUGAACUCUGUGCAUCAAAUCCAUGCCACUUGAACAACGGGGGUUGUAUGCACACUUGUAUCCCCAUUGGUGUGAAGAACAGGCGGUGUGACUGUUUGGAUGGCUAUCGUUUAGCUGGCAAUACAUCUUGUGAAGAUGUAAAUGAAUGUGAUCAAUGGCCUCCAGUCUGCUCGCAGAAGUGUGUUAAUGAGAAAGGGUCUUACAAAUGUGAAUGCAUGUCUGGCUAUUACCCAGAACUGCUAGAUGAUGGCCAGCAUGUUUGCAAAGCCACUGGUGGGAGGCCUUGGUUGUUGUUUGCUAACAGACAUGACAUCAGGAGACUGGAAGUGGACACCAUGAUUCUUCAACCAGUCGUUGGUGAUCUCCACAGUGCCAUUGCUGUGGACUAUGACUAUCAUAGUAAAGUGGUUUACUGGUCUGACAGUCACGAAGAGAAAAUAAUGAAGGCAAACAUGACAGAGAAAGGAGAGACCAAUGAUACAGGCAUACCCGUUAUCAGUAGUGGUGUCAAGACUCCAGAUGGAAUUGCUGUAGACUGGAUUUAUCACCAUCUAUACUGGACCGAUACUGGCUAUAACACCAUUGAAGUUGCUGCUGUUGAUGGGUCCAUGAGAAAGAUCCUCGUAGAUAAAGAUCUGGAUGAGCCAAGAUCUAUUGCAGUUGAUCCAGAGAAUGGGUGGAUGUACUUCUCUGAUUGGGGGAGAGUUCCUAAGAUUGAACGCAUUGGAAUGGAUGGUAACCCAGCCAGUAGAAAUGUUCUUGUAGAGAAAGAUAUUGAAUGGCCAAAUGGUUUAACCUUGGAUUAUGCUAGUGAAAGAAUAUAUUGGAUUGAUGCUAAAAUGAAGAGCAUAUUUACUGCCCGUCUAGAUGGUAAAGAAGUCAAAAGGAUUCUGCACAAUGCUGAACAAAUCCUCCACCCAUUUUCCUUGACUGUGUUUGAGGACUUUGUUUACUGGACAGAUUGGUCAUCUGAGGCCAUCCGUAAAGUUCACAAGUUUACAGGAGAAGAUUACCAUCAACUGGCCCUUGGCCUGAGAGCUCCAAUGGACAUCAAAGUUUAUCAUGAGCAAAGGCAGUUACACAGUCGCAAUAAAUGUGGAGUCCUUAAUGGUGGUUGCUCCCAUCUGUGUUUGCCAGUCCCAGUCUCAAUUGAUGCAAAAGGAUAUGCAUGUGCUUGCCCAGAUAGCAUGGACCUAUUGAAUGGAAAACAAUGUAAAGACAAUGCACAAAGACCAACAAGCUCAAUACCAACUCCUCCAUCUAAGACAGAAUCCCCAAAUAAUACAAACAGAAAUUCUACUAGUUCUCAUGGCGUCACAGCAGUUCCAACUGAAGUCACAGCCAAACAUGAAUCUCAUAAACCUUUGGCAACAACUACCAAAGCUCCAUCUAAACCUAUGGCAACAACCAUCAAAGCUCCAUCUGGUAUCAGCACUGAAACUCCAUACUCAAUUGUGACUCCAGGAAAAACAAAUAAUGAAACGGUCAUACGGAAAUCAACAGAUAGUCCAGUUGGAACAGUGGCAGUGAUAGCCAUUGCAGUGGUGCUUGGUUUAGCGGUUUUGGUUAUCAUUAUUGGAUGUUUCAUUUACCGAAAGUAUACAAAGAGAAACAUAAAGAGCAUGAAUUUUGAUAACCCAGUCUAUAGGAAAACAACGGAAGAAUCUGUGCGCAUACAAAGAGACUCGGCCUUGGAGCCAUUGAAUGCCGACUCCAUGGAGGUCUGAUGUUCAGGAAACGUUUAGUGACAUUCCAUUUAUGAUCAUGACUUUUUCCAAUGCAUUACCAUCAGGAAUGACAAUAUUGAUUGCUAGGAGUCUAGUACCGAGAGAUCGGUAUCAAAGGCCUAAGACACAAGUUGUAUCGUAUCCAUGUACAGGAUGACAUUUCAUUCCAGUACAUCAUCCUGUCUAUUGAUACAACAAGGACCGAGCUGGCCUGGACCCAUCCACUGCCAACAAUGGGAGUAGCCAAUACAGCAGAAAGAGAACUGAUUCUCACACGCACCCCUCCUCACUAAUUUCAUUUUCUUUCAAGUACACUUUUAUGGUGAUCUGAACGAUACCAAUCUCGGUGUUCAAAUGAUUAUUUUCUCUAACAGUUAUAAAUCUGUUCUAUAUUUAUUCAGGACUUUCCUUUUGCAUCAUAACAGCUUUGAAAUAUUUCUUACUUUACAUACAGUAUUUUGAAGAACAAAGACUGCAUUUAUCCUGAAAACAAAUUUGAUAUAUCCCUUUUUGUGUGCAUGUGGGAGUGUUUGUUGUGAAUGGACAAUUAUAAUUCAGACAAGGUAAGAAUGCUGUGAAACAACAGACAGAAUUUGUUUUCAGUGUUUCCAGUUUAGUUGUUAUUUAUUUCAAUUGUUAUUUGUUAAAUGUUGUGGAUGCAGAAGGAUUUAGUUAGAAAUUUGUGUAAGAUAGUAUCUGGAAGCUAGACAUGUUGGUGAAGAUGAAUGUUUAGUAUAACUGCGUUCUUGAGCAAUUUUCCCCACCAAUAAUCCAUGGUUCCUUUAUAAAGGGAUGGAUUUCAUGUGUGAAUGGAGCAGUAGAUUUCAUUUUUCCAAAAACUCAUUGUGUGACUGAGAUGCAAGAUUCAUGAUAUUUAUUGAAGUCAAAUUUAUUGUCGUGCAACUUUCUAUUGUGUCCUGGGAUGCCAUUUUCAUGAUCUCUGUGGUUGACUGAGUAACAUUGGUGAUUACUAGAAAAUUGCAAAAAUACUUGCUAUCAAAGGUUGUGCUAAAUUAUUUUCUAAAGUAUUUUGAGUGCAGACAGUACAGUUUUCUUAAGAAAUGUAUUUAAAAAUAAGCUUAAGCCACAGGUGUCUUCCUAUGUAUUCAAUGUAGUACAGGUAUUGUGCAGUCCCAUUUUUGAAAAUGUCAGCCCAGGGCACAAUGGUUUGUGAUGGUAGCUUAUUGUGAUAUACAUUACAGUGCUAGUUUAUGGAGAUCUCUCCUUAACUACGACUGUACCUAGUGAUAAAAGCAUACAUUCUAUGUAAUGUUUGUAGAAAGUGGUCUGUAAAUAUAUAUAUGUAUGUAUAUGUUCUUUGUAUGUACUAAGGCGUGUCUCCACAGUGCUAAGAUUUAGAGCUUUAUUUAAUAGUCUAUAUGUCGGUUCAUAUCAAUUUUAUUCAAGCAAAGCAUAUCCCAGCUAAGUAGUAGCUAACAAAUUAAAAAAAUUUAAAUAUCAUGAGGAAGGGUUAUUUUUUGUAUGUCAACACGAUUUAGUCGCCGAAUAUCUUUCAGAGGCUUUAAAAAUUAUUCAGGUGGAACACGCUUGACUUUUUCUUUUUUUUUUGUCCCCUUGUGAAAUGUAUAAAAUUGGUGUACAUUAUCUACUUAUGCAGCGAAAUACAAGAAAUUUUGUUUUUAAAAUUGCAUUUAUGGUUAAUUUGAAUGAAAUGGUGCAUAAUUAUUUUUAUUCAGCUUUUGGAAUCUCAGAGCUUAGUUAUAUCUAGUUGUUUAAAAUGUUUUAAAACAUUCCGCUUUAAUGCAUUACCUAAGAUGUAUAUAUGUAAACGUGUUGGAUAGUAGGUGAAUCAUGUUUCAAGAGUUAAUUUUGUUCGAUUGUGCCAAAAAGCAAGCUUGAGUGCAUGUAUAUACUGUUUAAUCUUUUUGUUUGAAUGUUUUAGAGGUGAAUGAUUCAUGUUGUUCCUUAUUUCUAUUGUCGUGAGACAGGCACGUGGUGCUUUUUGAAAUAAACCGUAAAAAAACUUAA
Messenger RNA from Ostrea edulis (European flat oyster), 6843 nucleotides. RefSeq names its product very low-density lipoprotein receptor-like. Lineage: Eukaryota; Metazoa; Mollusca; Bivalvia; Ostreida; Ostreidae. The record is from RefSeq and is a predicted model, not a curated record. The transcript has 16 exons. Gene Ontology annotation, molecular function: calcium ion binding; protein binding. Bases 2074 to 4854 code for a protein of 926 amino acids.